GAGCGCAUGUCAGAGGCUCCAGCCCCGACAGGGCGGAGGGAUGUCGGGGAGCACUGUGCAGAACUGCAUCCCCCAUCGGACGGGUGAAAAGCUGCUGAUCAAAGGCGGACGUGUGGUGAACGAUGACCUGUCCAUGUUUGCUGAUGUGUUUGUGGAAGAUGGUCUGAUCAAAGAGGUGGGAGAGAACCUGAUUGUCCCAGGAGACGUGAAGGUGAUCGAGGCUAACGGCCGCUUGGUGAUACCAGGAGGAAUCGACGUCAACACCUGCUUCAUGAAGCCCUUCAUGGACACGUUUCCUGUGGAUGACUUUCUGCAGGGCACCAGGGCGGCGCUCAGUGGAGGCACCACGAUGAUCAUUGACCACGUGAGCCCUCAGCCGGGUGAGAGUUUGCUGGGGGCGUUUGAGCGCUGUCAGGAGGCGGCAGAUAAGAAGGCCUGCUGCGAUUACUCUCUGCACGUGGACAUCCCGCACUGGGACGAGACAGUCAAGGAUGAACUGGAGCUUCUGGUGCAGGACAAAGGGAUCAACUCGUUCCAAGUGUUCAUGGCCUAUAAGGACGUGCUCCAGAUGACAGACUCAGAACUGUAUCAGGCCUUCUCCUUUCUCAAGAAAAUGGGAGCUGUUGUUCUAGUUCACGCGGAAAAUGGAGAUCUGAUCGCACAAGAGCAGAGUAAAAUUCUUGGCAUGGGAAUCACUGGUCCUGAAGGGCACCCUCUGAGCCGACCGGAAGAGGUGGAGGCUGAAGCGGUGUUUCGUGCCGUUACUCUGGGCCACCGCGUGAACUGUCCAGUUUACAUCACGAAAGUCAUGAGCAAGAGUGCAGCGGAGGCCAUCACGCAAGCCCGGAGGAAAGGUUCCGUGGUGUUCGGGGAGCCAAUCACAGCCGGUCUCGCUACUGACGGGUCUCAUUACUGGAGCAAGAACUGGGCAAAGGCAGCGGCUUAUGUCACUUCACCUCCUCUGAGCACAGAUCCGACCACCCCGGAUCAUCUGAGCACGCUGCUGGCCUGUGGGGAUCUGCAAGUUGUGGGCAGCGCUCACUGUGUGUACAGCCUGGCCCAGAAAGCUAUUGGCAAAGACAACUUCACCCUGAUCCCAGAAGGAACCAACGGCGUGGAGGAGAGGAUGGGAUUUGUGUGGGACAAGGCUGUGGCAAUUGGGAAAAUGGAUGAAAACCAAUUUGUGGCUGUCACAUCCACUAACGCUGCCAAAAUCUUCAACCUGUAUCCGCGGAAAGGCCGGGUCGCGGUGGGCUCCGACGCCGACAUCGUCAUCUGGGACCCUAACCUCAUCAAGACGAUCACUGCCAAAAACCAGCAGUCGGCCUCCGAGUACAACAUCUUUGAGGGUCUGGAGUGCCGCGGGGGGCCGGCUCUGGUCCUGUGUCAAGGUCGAGUUGUGUACGAGGAUGGAAAAGUACAGGCUCAGCAGGGCACCGGACGAUUCAUUCCGCGCAAGCCUUUUCCCGAUCUGGCCUAUCAGCGCAUCAAGUUCAGGAACCAGGUGAAUAACGAAAAGGCCGUUACUCGUGGCAUUUAUGACGGUCCUGUCUACGAAGCGCCCCCCAUGCCCAAAUAUAUAACUCCGUCUCCUUCUGCCAAAACCUCCCCAACUACCAACCAACCCCCGCCCGUACGCAACCUCCACCAGUCCAACUUCAGCCUCUCAGGGGCGCAGGCGGAUGACAACGUCCCACGAAGGUCCGGCCACCGCAUCGUAGCGCCCCCCGGUGGCCGCUCCAAUAUCACCAGCCUCGGUUGAAUGAAGAACAAAAGAUUUUCACCUUUCUUUUAGCGUAUGUGAGUGCAAACGUGUGACUGUCUUUGUGAGGGUAGUUGCUACGGCUGAAAAUCUUUAUAUAGUUUCUGUUAAGGUAAUUGCACUUCUUAGAGCAUUAAGUUUGUAUAACUUUGCCUUGUGUUCACGGUCACUGAGGAGCAGCACACUUCAAACCUGUUCACUCAACCACGUAAGAAUAGGCUGGCACUCUCGCUCUAGUAAUAAUACGGAUAUAGUACUAAUGCAGCUGUUAUAAAAAACACAAAUCGUUGAACUUUUAGCAUGAGUUCUGAUACUUCCAAUGACUGUCUCACUGUAUUCAGCUUUAAAGGGCCCGUAUUACACUAUUUUAUGAUCAAAAAACACAUCUGGAGUUCAUUUCCACAUGUUUAACACACAAAACCUGCGUAUUUAGGCUCGGUUCUUCUCUCAAACUAAAAACACUUUGUUCCACCUUGUGAUGUCAUGUCGUAAUACAGGAAGUGAUUCACGAUUUCAGCCGUGGAAUGGACAAUCUGAACUGAAGUAAAGGUAAAAAAAUAGCUGCUGAAAACUUGAAAACUACUGCUUCCUGACAUCACAAGGUGGAACGGAGCAUUUUGAGCUUUGGAGAUGUACAGACUAAUGAUAAAAGGGUUGAUCGAACAUGUGUGAAUGAAACAAAACACAACUCCAGGUCUGUUUUAAGCAGUUAAAAACAUUAAGCUCACAAGAGUCCAUUUCACGUAAUACAGGACCUUUAGAGCACGGUGCUUCUUUCAAUCCAAAGUCGUAUUUAUAGCUGUGUCUGGCUCACAUUUUGCAUGGGCACAUCGGUGUUGCACUUUUACCCACAGAGAAACACUGGAAGGAGACAGAGGCACAUUGGUAUUCUACAAACACACUGUUGUAUUUACUGUCUGCUUCAGCACAUUAUGCAUAUACCUGUCUGUAUAGGUCUGGAGUAGAUGUAUCCAACACAACUGUGAAACAUUAUGCAAAUUUAUUUAUAAUGUCUCCUGAAGUAUGACUCGAGCACAUCACAGUUCAAACAAGUACACGUUAUCACCCAGCGAAAUGGAUCUUUAAAUGUUUUUUUCCUCAUGUAAUGUUUAUACCAUAAUGUGUCUGUGCUGUGUGACAGGAGCAGAUGUGCUUAUAGACUUUUCUUACACUCACUUGCCAUAAUUUGCUCUUGUAAAAAACACUCCCGCUGCAGUUUUAUGAGCAUUUAAUCGUCUUGUUUGGUACAUGUAGUCUUUUAUGAUACUUUGUUUUAUUGUUUCAUUGUCUGGUGAUUUAAGUGAAC
Molecule: messenger RNA, 3068 nt
Organism: Periophthalmus magnuspinnatus
Lineage: Eukaryota; Metazoa; Chordata; Actinopteri; Gobiiformes; Gobiidae
Gene: crmp1
Product: collapsin response mediator protein 1
Exons: 14
Coding region: 41-1762 (573 amino acids)
Cellular component (GO): cytosol; cytoplasm
Molecular function (GO): hydrolase activity, acting on carbon-nitrogen (but not peptide) bonds, in cyclic amides
Source: RefSeq, a predicted model, not a curated record